Exophiala viscosa is the source of this 1026-nucleotide messenger RNA. Its product is annotated as MC family mitochondrial carrier protein. Lineage: Eukaryota; Fungi; Ascomycota; Eurotiomycetes; Chaetothyriales; Herpotrichiellaceae. The record is from RefSeq and is a predicted model, not a curated record. Gene Ontology annotation, biological process: mitochondrial L-ornithine transmembrane transport. The transcript is spliced from 2 exons. Gene Ontology annotation, molecular function: L-ornithine transmembrane transporter activity. The coding region runs from base 1 to 1026 and encodes 341 amino acids.
AUGUCGGCAAAGUUGACGAGUUCUCAAGACGACUCCGAUGGAACCUCGCCCUACGACCGAACGCGCUUGUUGGAGGAGUCGCCUACGCAGCCUCAUCCGAACAAGUCUGUGAUUAAGAAUUACAAGGGUUUUGUCGCAGGUGUUUUCUCCGGCAUAGCCAAAUUGUCUGUUGGUCACCCCUUCGACACGAUCAAAGUGCGUCUACAGACCUCGGAAAUAUCACAGUUCAAAGGGCCAUUGGACUGUUUGCUGCAAACAGUCAGGAAUGAGGGACUGCAAGGACUAUACAAGGGCGCAACGCCACCUCUGUUGGGAUGGAUGGUGAUGGAUUCUGUCAUGCUUGGUAGUCUGACCUGGUAUCGACGCUUGCUAUUCGAAAAUGUCUUCUCCAAUCCGGCUUUCCGGGCAGGGAAGUCGGCGGCAGAGUUGGCGAACGAAAAACUGCCGGCUUAUGGUCACGGCAUCGCUGGUAUGAUGGCAGGGUCGACAGUGUCCUUCAUUGCGGCACCAGUUGAACAUGUCAAAGCACGGUUACAAAUCCAAUAUGCGGCGAAGAAGAGCGAUCGCUUAUACAGCGGACCCAUUGAUUGCACGAGGAAAAUUCUGAAGGCCCAUGGGUUUCAUGGAUUGUACCAUGGUCUGUUUGCAACGCUUCUGUUUCGAUCGUUCUUUUUCUUCUGGUGGGGAUCGUACGAUGUCUUCACGACCCUCUUCAAGAACCAUACUUCUCUAUCGACACCAGCAAUCAAUUUCUGGGCUGGCGGCCUCUCAGCCCAGAUCUUUUGGUUGACGUCUUAUCCAUCCGACGUUGUCAAGCAGAGAAUCAUGACAGACCCUCUUGGAGGCGAGCUGAACGACGGAACACCUCGUUUCAGACACUGGAAGGAUGCUGCCGCUACGGUGUAUAGAGAGUCGGGCUGGAGAGGGUACUGGCGUGGUUUUCUACCUUGCUUUCUGCGCGCAUUUCCUGCAAAUGCUAUGGCACUAGUGGCCUUCGAAGGCGUUAUGCGCGCAUUGCCUGAUUAG